Diceros bicornis minor is the source of this 5863-nucleotide messenger RNA. RefSeq names its product pleckstrin homology domain containing A2 (gene PLEKHA2). The coding region runs from base 263 to 1537 and encodes 424 amino acids. Gene Ontology annotation, cellular component: cytoplasm; membrane. The record is from RefSeq and is a predicted model, not a curated record. Gene Ontology annotation, molecular function: PDZ domain binding. NCBI's taxonomy places the organism in Eukaryota, Metazoa, Chordata, Mammalia, Perissodactyla, Rhinocerotidae. The transcript has 13 exons.
GGGGGAGAAGAGCGAGAGGCGCCGAGAGUUUGGCAGCGACAUAAAGAGAUCCCCCGAGAGCGACGGCCCUGCCGGCCGGAGAGGCACGUCCCACCCCGAUGUAACCCGCCCUGCCCGAGCCCCGGCCCCUGCACGGCGGGCGGCGAAACUUCUCUGCGGGUUCUGGCGCUGGAGCACCGGCCCCGCCACGACCGCCGGGGCUGCGGGUAGGGGAGGAGAGCAGAGCAGAGAACGUCCAGGGUGAUGUGAGCAGAGCCCAGGAAUGCCUUAUGUGGAUCGUCAGAACCGAAUCUGUGGGUUUCUGGACAUCGAGGAGAAUGAGAACAGCGGCAAGUUUCUGCGGAGGUACUUUAUUCUGGACACCCAGGCCAACUGCCUUCUCUGGUACAUGGACAACCCCCAGAACCUGGCAAUUGGGGCAGGAGCCGUUGGAUCUUUGCAGCUGACCUACAUCUCUAAGGUGAGCAUAGCCACUCCAAAGCAGAAACCAAAAACUCCGUUUUGCUUUGUCAUCAAUGCCCUCUCUCAGAGGUAUUUUCUUCAAGCCAAUGACCAGAAAGAUCUGAAGGACUGGGUUGAAGCCCUGAACCACGCCAGCAAAAUUACUGUACCCAAAGCUGGGAGCCUGCCCCUGACUACUGAAGUUCUCAAAAGUCUAGCAGUUCCUCCCGCCCUAGAGAAGAAGCCGCAGGUGGCCUACAAGACAGAGAUCAUUGGAGGGGUGGUGGUACACACGCCCAUCAGCCAGAACGGUGGAGAUGGGCAGGAAGCCAGUGAGCUGGGGUCCCACGCCCUUCUUCGAAGGUCUCAGAGUUACAUCCCCACAAGCAGCCGUGUUCCCACUGGGCCCCCACUUAUUAAGAGUGGCUACUGUGUGAAGCAAGGGAAUGUGCGGAAGAGCUGGAAACGUCGCUUCUUUGCUCUCGAUGACUUUACCAUCUGCUACUUCAAGUGUGAGCAGGACCGAGAACCACUGCGCACUAUAUUUCUCAAGGACGUUCUCAAGACCCAUGAGUGUCUAGUCAAGUCUGGUGAUCUCUUAAUGAGGGACAACCUGUUUGAAAUAAUAACAAGUUCCAGGACCUUCUACAUCCAGGCGGACAGUCCAGAAGACAUGCACAGCUGGAUUAAGGAGAUUGGGGCAGCUGUCCAGGCCCUCAAGUGCCACCCUAGAGAAAUGUCCUUUUCUAGAUCCAUUUCUUUGACUCGCUCUGGAAACUCCAGCCUCUCAGGUGGGCCCAACUCUGUCCUAUGCAGAGGGCGGCCACCUGUGGAAGAGAAGAAAGCCCUCUGCAAAGCCCCCUCUGUGGCCUCCUCCUGGCAACCCUGGACACCUGUCCCCCAGGCCGGGGAGAAGUUGCUUCCAGCUGAAGAGACUCCUGAGGACUCUUUCUUCACACCUCGACUUGGAGAGAGCAGUGCUGCUGGGGUCCUGCCCAGCUCCCGGAUGAGGCACAGAUCGGAGCCCCAGCACCCCAAGGAGAAGCCAUUUAUGUUCAACCUUGAUGAUGAGAACAUACGGACCUCUGAUGUGUGAUGAGACAUAGUGCCUGGGAGGGAGGGGGAGGACUCGAGCAAAGGAUGCCGUGACUCAGUUUCUCUCCCUGUUGGAGGACAGUCAGAGGCCUUUAUGCCACUUGUAUUCCUGUGGAUGCUCUGUGGGAGGGGCCCAUCCAGCUGGCGUUUUUCUUUAAUAUCAAUGCAGUGUAUUUUGUUUGGGAAAAUCACUGGGUUAGACCUGUAGGCAUGCCUAGUGGAGAGUGGGUUGCCUCUUGUUCAGCUACUCCAAGGUCUUCCUGGUGAGGAGGUCGGGAGUCCCGUUUCAUCCCUAACCGAGUUUUAUAUCCUUGUCCUUCUUCUAGUUUCUCCCCUUAUCUUCAGGCCAGGCACAGAAUCUUAGACCAGUCAUCUGGUUUUAUCCUAUUCCUGUUAUUGGCUGAGGUUUGACUGUGACUAGGAGGGUGGUACCCGUCUAGCUGAGGGGAGGAAGGGGUGAUGGAAGACCCAGGCUCCAGUUUGCCUGGGAUACGUUCUGAGGGGAGGUGUUAAAAUCUGGGGGCUGGCCACUGGCCCUCAGAAUGUCUACCAGUGCUGAUCCCCCGAGGGGAACUCCAGAGGGGAAGAAACAGGGACAUCUUGUAAGGUGUGGGGAAUAAUUCAACCCCAGUGCAUCAGCCAAUUUUGGGAGUCACUCUGUUCUUGUUUAGAUGUUCUUUAACCCCAAAUACUGCCAGUGUGAGUGACAGACCUGCCCACCCAGUUUCUGUGUCAGGCCCCAAGGAUGGGUUUAUCAGUGUUAAAUGUUAUGACUGUUGUGAACAGAACAUUCAUUUCCCUUGAUGUGGCGUUACUUGGAAUGUGUGGAAGGGUGAUAAGUGUAUGAUAAUUCACUUGUGUGAUAGGGCAGAUCUCUAUUUUGGAGUUUUAGAUUUGCUUUAAAGCAGCUGCUGGGAAGAGAUGGAUUAUAGUUCAUCCAGCUAAGCUUUUUUCGAUCCAUGUUUUUCCAGCAGAAGAAAAGGUCUGUUUUAGCAAAGACGAACUAUCUUGAAUCCUUGCCUCACAGGUCUUCUUUAAUGGGCCAAUAUUAGUCUAUUUUUUUUUUUUUUGAGGAAGAUCGGUCCUGAGCUAACAUCUGCCAAUCCUCCUCUUUUUGCUGAGGAAGACUGGCCCUGAGCUAACAUCUGUGCCCAUCUUCUGAUGCCACCACAGCAUGGCUUGACAAGCAGUGCGUUGGUGCAUGCCCGGGAUCCGAACUGGCGAACCCUGGGCCGCCACAGCGGAGCGCGCGCACUUAACUGCUGUGCCACCGGGCUGGCCCCUAUAUAUUAGUCUAAUUUUAAGUGCUGUAUUUUGUAUACUCUGCCAGAUUUGCUUUCUAUCUUUUCUUUGUGUUGCCCUUCUUUUUUUUUUUUUUUUUUUUUUGGUGAGGAAGAUCAGCCCUGAGCUAACAUCCAUGCCAAUCCUCCUCUUUUUUUUUAUGCUGAGGAAGACUGGCCCUGGGCUAACAUCCAUGCCCAUCUUCCUCCACUUUAUAUGGGACGCUGCCACAGCAUGGCCUGACAAGUGGUGUGUUGGUACGUGCCUGGUAUCCGAACCUGGGCCGCCAGCAGAAGAGCGCGCGCACUUAACCACUACGCCACGGGGCCAGCCCAUUUGUGUUGCCCUUUGAAUGAAGCCUUGUGGACCUGCAUGAUCAAACCUUGUAAUCUGAUGAGGUUCCAUAUACUUAACAGCAGAGAGAUACAAAGAUAAUCCUGAGAUAUUUAUAUUUUUAAUAGAAUAGAAACUGCAUAGAAACAUUGAUUUAGAGGCUAUGCAGUUGUUGACUAGAGAUUUCUCAGGCAGAAGAGCAUAGAUUGCAUUUCCCACCCAAAUUUUAGGGUGUACCUUCUUCCAUUUGACAGGAAGAUACUAUUUCCAGGGUCCCUGGGAGAAUCUGUCUAUCCAACUGAUGUGGUGAACUGCUACCAGGAAUUUAACAGGGUUCCCUAAAGGGAGGGAGAACUUAACUCAUUUCUGUCUAUAACUUUUAUCAGCUAGAUCAGUUAUAUCUUUAAGUUAAAAAUUAAUGACUAGAGGAAGAGACUGAGAGAAGCAUUUUCACCUCAGUAAAUCUCUUCCCCUUUUAUGUCCAAAUCUAAUACAGAGGCGAAAACAUGACUAGAAAAUCCUUAGUGGCUUGAGGGAAAACUGAUGUUUCUCUCAGGCACUGUGGUUUCCUUGAAGUCUGGUCAUGUUGAGAACUUUCCUUGACUGCACUGCGUUAGAGCUGUCCUUCACUUAAAUUGUUUGGCCUAGUGGUCUUGGUAUAAAAAAGAAAAUCGACCACUGGAUCUCUCUCUCUCUCUUUUUUUCUGUUUUCUGCAGACUCUUGUCUGCUUUUGUCUUCAGAAAUCCUUGUUUGGGGAAUUAUUUACUGAUGAGUGAUCGAGGUUACAACAUACUUCAGGUAGCCUAACAUCAAGAAGCCAUUCCAAAUUCUUAAAGCCCCUUGUUUCUGGUUUCAUCUUCAGAUUUUCCUCAAGAAAAUUCUUUGGGUAGGUCAAAGAUAGUGCACAAUAAGUGAUAUUUCGAACUACUGACAAUAAAUUAGGAACUUUUGAUAUCUCGUGAAACAUUCCCUAAUUCAUGGAAAGAUGUCAUCUUGUGGUGUUUAAAUUGUGAAAAUACCCAUUUCUGUCUUUUUUUUUUUUUUGGUGAGGAAGAUUGGCCCUGAGCUAACAUCCAUUGCCAAUCUUUCUCUGUUUGCUGAGGAAGAUUAGCCCUGAGCUAACAUCUGUGCCCAUCUUUCUCUAUUUUUUGUGUGUGGGAUGCCACCACAGCAUGGCUUGACAAGCAGUGCGUAGGUCCGCACUUGGGAUUCAAACUUGUGAAUCCUGGGCCGCCGAAGCAGAGCAUGGGAACUUAACCACUACACCACUGGGCCCGCCCUUCUCUCUGUUUUUUAAAAUAAACUCUCUGUUAGAUUACUACUGCUAAAUUAAUUGGCCAUUAUAGUAGCUGCUAUGUUGCUUAUUCAGUAAGGUCUGUUUUGAGAAUAUGUUAAAUUAAACAUAAAUCCAGAUUGUAUUAUCACGAUAGAGGGAAAACAAGGACUCUAGUUGGCAGAUACUUGGGAAUUCCAAGUUAGAACAUUGUUAAUGUAGUUCCAGCACCAGAAAAAUAUAACUAUCUUCAAUGAAGCCUAAAACCAUUCUCAUUCCCAAACCUUAUUUCAGAAUUCCUUUUGUGUCCAUAUUCUUACCCUCUGGCCAAUUUCACAUUACAACUUUUUAAUGUCACUACACGUAUGAGCCAAAGAUGCUGCAUAUACGGCCAAAGCAUUUGGUUUUAAACGUAUAAAAUGGAACCAAAUGGAAAAAAUAGGGUGGAGAUGCUGUAUAGGUUAGUAGUUAAGUGCGUAGUCUCUGGAAUAAUCUGAGUUUAAAAAAAAAGACAUGGUACUGCAUUUUCUUUGUGGAAUAAAAACCUUCUCUGAGUUGUGCUGUUUUCAUAAGACUUUUGAAGUGGUCUUGACCCACUGUGUGAACAGUGUUUCAGGUGGUCUUCCCCAUAGCUGAACUGUUUAUUUACCAUCCGCUAUUCUUGAAAGCUUAAGGAUUUGCUUACUCAAAGUCAGUUGAUGGUUGGUAAACAUAGUUUGGCCUUUUGCAUUCUGAGACAUCAUAAAUAUAUUAAGGUGUACAUUGAGUAGAGUGACCUCAGGUCAAAAUAUUGGAGUUACACAUCUAUUUCUGAGCAGAAUGCUGACCUCCCAUGAGAAAGAGUAGAUUUAAAGUCCUGCUUCCUAGUUCACUUGAAGCAAAAGGUUUUUUGCCUUUCUGAAUAGAACUGUGCUCUGAUAGGGGCUAAAAGGACCCAAUAAAUAAAUAGGUUCACUAGCUGACCAGUGGGAUUUGAUAUCUGUUUUCACUAUUAACCAGAUAAACAGGCAUAUAGAGGUAACAGUGUUUUGGAAAUUGAGUUCCCAAAUCAGCUUUGUCUAUAAACUUUGAACAUGUCAGAAAUGGUUUAUUAAAUCUUUUUUACCAAUGUCACUUUUUUCUGUUUCUGUCUUCUGUGUUAUUGCCUGCAGCAGUCCGUUACAGUCACUCAUGCUAGGUAAAGUUUGAAUAAAGUGAAUGUUUGGCAAAAAACAUAGUUAGACCCUUCCCCCACUGCUUAUGAAGGUGUGGCAUGAUUUCAUGUUUUGAUCUGGUGUGUUUCAGCUGUGAAAUGCACUCACUGUGAACACGGGGCUGAGUGCAUGGAAACUGUUAUGCUUCUCAUUUUAUGUGAUCUCCUAACUGGUGUGUAGCAAAAAAUAAUUUUCUAAAACUGUUUUGUUGCUUGUUUUGUAAUAAAACCAUGUGAAAUACUGAAA